AUGAAUUCAGGUGAGUCAGACGCCGUCAAUGAAUCCCCAAAUUCCACUCCGCCGCUCAAGGACGAAUUCCGAUCAGCUCUUCUCUCCUUCGCCUCCACCUACGCAAAAGGACCGCUCGCAGGCUACUCGAGCACGUCCGAUUUCAGCUCGUUUUCGGUCGAAGUAAUCUACGACAAAUUGGAAGUCAAUUCACUCCUCAACGAAGCAAUCCGAGAUCUCCGACGCAUCGCCGACAGCAUGAUCGCCGCCGGCAAUUCCAGAGAGUGCAUCCGCGUCUACGCCGGCGCGCGGAAGUCCGCCUUGGACGAGAGCUUCAAAAUUUUAGGAAUCGAGAAUUCGAGCGCGAAGAUCAUCCAGCGCCUCGAGUGGCGCGUCCAGCAGCAGAAGAUCCGGCUAUGGAUCCGCAACGCCGAGAUCUGCGUCCGAGUUCUCUUCGCCGAGGAAAGGCGAUUGGCCGAGCAGAUCUUCAAAGGUUUGGGAAAUUCCGAUUUUGACGAUGCUUGUUUCGUCGAAACCGUCCGCGAUCACGCCGAUUCGCUCUUCAAUUUUGCCGAGGCGAUUAGCAACGGCCGGAAAUCGCCGGAGAAAAUGUUUAGUGUUUUGGAUCUGUACAUAACAAUCUCGAAUCUGUUGCCUGAUGUGAAAACGGUUUUCCAGUGGAAAUUUGGGAUAUGUGUGUGUAAAAAAGCUGUGGAUCUGUUGCUUAGCUUGGCCGAUGCUGCUAGAGCUAUUCUAUUAGAGUUCGAGACGGCGGUGAUCGGAGAGCCGACGAAUUUUCUGAUCACCGGAGGCUCGAUCCACCCGUUGAAUACGGCGGUGAUGGAUUACAUCGAUUCAAUCGUCGAUUACAAGCAGAUAUUGACGCUGCUGAUCGUGCGCAAGCCUUUGCAGAUCGACCUAGAUUUCUCAACGGAAUCAUCGAAUUCGCCGUUGGUGCUUCACUUGCUCUGCAUCAUCGAAGCUCUGUAUCUCAACCUCAAGGCCAAAUCCAAGCACUACAAAGACGCAGCAUUAUCUAAUUUCUUCGUGAUGAACAACGUGCACUACAUCGUUCAUCGGAUCAAAGGCUCGUUCGAGCUGAGGGAGAUGAUCGGAGAGGAAUUCACGAACAGGUUAGCCGAUGAGUACAAUCUCACAGCCAGUUUCUACCUGAAUUCAUGGAAGGGCGUAUUUGAUUGCUUGGAAAUCGACUGUUUUGAGAGGCUCGGAGGCUUGUUAGCUGGCUCGUUUUUCUGGAGGCUGAGGUUUAAGGCCUUCCAAGCCAGGUUUAAGGAGGUUGUUGAAGCGCAGAGUGGUUGGAUCUUGGCCGAGGCUGAGCUUCGGAAUGAGCUUCGGAUUUUGGUUUUGCAGAUGAUCAUGCCUCUUUAUACUGCGUUUCUUCAUAGGCAUGGGAGAAAUGUUGAGAGGCUGAAGCAGUUUGGGAAUUUUUGCGAUGUUGAGAAAGUUGUGAUGUGUUUGUUUGAAGGAUAG
Salvia splendens (bonfire salvia) is the source of this 1470-nucleotide messenger RNA. RefSeq names its product exocyst complex component EXO70A1. Gene Ontology annotation, molecular function: phosphatidylinositol-4,5-bisphosphate binding. Gene Ontology annotation, cellular component: exocyst. The record is from RefSeq and is a predicted model, not a curated record. Bases 1 to 1470 code for a protein of 489 amino acids. Lineage: Eukaryota; Viridiplantae; Streptophyta; Magnoliopsida; Lamiales; Lamiaceae. Gene Ontology annotation, biological process: exocytosis. The transcript has a single exon.